AUGAUGUGUGAGGUGAUGCCCACCAUCAGUGAGGACACUGCCCUGAGCCAGCGCGGCUCUCAGAGCAGUGCGUCUGAUCCGGACUCUCACUUUGAACAGCUGAUGGUCAACAUGCUGGACGAGAGGGACCGGCUGCUGGACACUCUGAGAGAGACACAGGAGAGUCUGGGCCUCGCUCAGCAGCACCUGCAGGAUGUUAUGUAUGACAGGGACUCCCUGCAGCGCCAGCUCAGCUCGGCCCUGCCACAGGAGUUUGCUGCGCUGACCAAGGAGCUGAACGCAUGUAGGGAGCAGCUCCUGGAGAAGGAGGAGGAGAUAUCGGAGCUGAAAGCUGAACGGAACAACACCAGGCUGCUGCUGGAACAUCUGGAGUGCCUUGUGUCCCGACAUGAGAGGUCUCUGCGGAUGACGGUGGUGAAGAGACAGGCACAGUCUCCCUCAGGGGUCUCCAGUGAAGUGGAGGUCCUCAAAGCUCUCAAGUCCCUGUUUGAACACCAUAAAGCACUGGAUGAGAAGGUACGAGAGAGGCUUCGGGUUUCACUGGAACGGGUAUCUGCACUAGAGGAGGAACUCACCGCAGCCAAUCAGGAGAUAGUGGCCUUACGCGAGCAGAAUGCACACUUCCAGAGGAAAGUGGCAGCUGGAGAAGGAGAUGACUUAUUGGAGGGCACCGAUUCUCAACAGAAGGUACAUGGCAAGAGGAUAUCCAAUGGUUUGGAGUCAGCCCACGAGGCAAGUCAGGUGGUGGAGCUGCAGGACCUCCUGGAGAAGCAGAACUACGAACUGGCACAGAUGAAGGAGCGCAUGUCCUCCCUCUCCUCCCGAGUGUCCGAGGUCGAGCAAGAGCUGGAAACUGCUCGCAAGGACCUGAUUAAGUCCGAAGAGAUGAACAACAAGUACCAGAGGGACAUCAAAGAGGCCAUGUGUCAAAAAGAGGACAUGGAGGAGAGGAUCGUUACGCUGGAAAAACGUUACCUUAGUGCCCAGAGAGAGUCUACCUCUGUGCAUGACAUCAAUGACAAACUGGAGAAUGAAUUAGCCAAUAAGGAAGCCUUCCUCCGUCAGAUGGAGGAAAAGAACAGGCAGCUUCAGGAGCGACUGGAGUUAGCUGAGCAGAAGCUACAGCAGACCAUGAGGAAGGCCGAAACACUGCCGGAGGUCGAGGCAGAGCUGGCACAAAGGAUAGCAGCGCUCACUAAGGCAGAAGAGCGUCACGGGAGCAUUGAGGAGAGGAUGAGGCACUUGGAAUGCCAGCUGGAGGAGAAGAACCAGGAGCUGCUCCGCGCACGUCAGAGAGAAAAGAUGAAUGAAGAGCACAACAAGCGUCUGUCGGACACAGUGGACAGACUCCUGACUGAGUCCAAUGAGCGGCUGCAGCUCCAUCUGAAGGAGAGAAUGGCUGCGUUGGAGGAGAAGAACUUGUUAAUUCAGGACUCAGAAGGCUACAGAAAACAGUACGAGGAAUCGAUCCAUGAAAAAACUCAGUUGGCUGAGGAAAUAGAGAAACUCAGAUCAGAACUGGACCAAUUCAGACUGAGGGGGGGCUCCCUAACAGAGCCUACACUCUCAAGGUCUCACCUGGACACAUCAGCUGAGCUCCGCUUUUCUCUGGGGUCUUUGGCUGAAACACAAUCAGAUCAUUAUCAUUCAGCCAAGGUCAUCCGCCGGCCGAGAAGAGGAAGAGUAGGGCUGCGAGAAACAAAGGCUAAAUCCCUGGGAGAUCAUGAAUGGCGAUCCCAGCAACUCGGGGUGCUUGGGGGGCAUCACUUUGAAAGUGAUACAGAGAUGUCAGACAUUGACGACGAUGACAGAGAGACCCUGUUCAGCUCAAUGGAUCUGCUCUCUCCCAGUGGUCACUCUGAUGCCCAGACUCUAGCCAUGAUGCUGCAGGAGCAGUUAGACGCAAUCAACAAGGAGAUCCGAUUAAUCCAGGAGGAGAAGGAGUCAACAGAGCUGCGGGCAGAGGAGAUUGAGAACCGUGUGGCCAGUGUGAGUCUGGAGGGUCUGAACUUGGCCCGAAUGCACCACCAUGGGGCCUCUAUCACUGCCUCCGCCACAGCCUCCUCCCUCGCCUCCUCAUCGCCUCCUAGUGGACACUCCACCCCAAAACUAGACCCCCGAAGUCCUGCUCGAGACAUGGAGCGUAUGGGUGUCAUGACACUGCCAAGUGAUCUAAGGAAACACAGAAGAAAGAUUGCUGCAGUGGAAGAAGAUGGUCGUGAGGACAAGGCCACCAUAAAGUGUGAGACAUCUCCUCCACCAACUCCACGCACAGUUCGAAUGACACACACACUGCCAACCACUUCACACAACGAUGCACGAGGUAUUGUGGCCUCUUUGGAGGCUGAGGCCAGCACCCUGAGUAGUGUUGGAAGCAGCCAAGAUUCUCUUCACAAGCAGCCAAAGAAGAAGGGCAUCAAAUCCUCCAUUGGACGCUUGUUUGGAAAGAAAGAGAAAGGCCGGCUGGCCCACCUGGCACAUAGACAGGUCAUGGUUGAUCCACAAGCCACAAUGAUGGACCUGGACAUGUCCGGACAGGAGAUGGGUGUUAGCAAACUAGGCACUCAGGCUGAGAAAGAUCGCAGGUUGAAAAAGAAACAUGAGCUGCUAGAAGAGGCAAGGAGAAAAGGUCUACCUUUUGCUCAAUGGGAUGGACCCACUGUUGUUGCCUGGUUGGAGCUUUGGUUGGGGAUGCCUGCGUGGUAUGUUGCUGCCUGCCGUGCAAACGUCAAGAGUGGAGCUAUCAUGUCAGCACUGUCAGACACUGAGAUCCAGAGGGAGAUCGGUAUCAGUAACCCUCUGCACAGACUCAAGCUCCGUCUGGCUAUUCAGGAAAUGGUCUCCCUCACCAGCCCCUCUGCACCACCCACCACAAGAACUCAAUCAGGCAAUGUUUGGGUGACCCAUGAGGAGAUGGAGACCCUGGCAGCCCCCUCCAAAACGUCAAAUUCUGAAGAAGGGAGCUGGGCUCAGACUCUAGCUUAUGGUGAUAUGAACCAUGAGUGGAUAGGAAACGAGUGGCUGCCCAGUCUAGGACUACCUCAGUACCGCAGCUACUUCAUGGAGUGCCUGGUGGACGCCAGAAUGUUGGACCACCUCACCAAGAAGGAUCUUAGGGUGCACCUUAAAAUGGUGGACAGUUUCCACAGAACAAGUUUACAAUAUGGCAUCAUGUGUCUGAAAAAGCUCAAUUAUGACAGAAAAGAACUAGAGAGAAGACGAGAGCAUAGCCAACACGAUUUAAGAGAUGUGCUGGUAUGGAGCAAUGAGCGGGUGAUCCGCUGGGUGCAGAGCAUAGGCCUGAGGGACUAUGCUAACAUUCUGCUGGAGAGUGGAGUGCAUGGAGCCCUGGUUGCCCUUGACGACAACUUUGACUAUAGUAGUCUGGCGCUGCUCCUCCAGAUACCCACGCAAAACACUCAGGCACGUCAGAUUCUCGAGCGAGAGUACAAUAAUUUGCUGGCCCUGGGUACUGACCGACGACUGGACGAGUGUGAUGACAAAGACUUCAGAGGUCCUUCCUGGAGGAGGCAGUUUCCACCGAGGGAUGUACACGGCAUCAGUAUGAUGCCAGGGUCAGCAGAGACUCUCCCUGCUGGCUUUCGGCUCACUGCAUCCGGUCACUCUCGAAGACUGCCCCCAGAUGUCGGCCCGUCUGCAGUGCAGCGGUUGGACAGCUCCACGGUGAGAACAUACUCCUGCUGA
Messenger RNA from Boleophthalmus pectinirostris (great blue-spotted mudskipper), 3705 nucleotides. It is a transcript of the gene ppfia2, whose product is annotated as PTPRF interacting protein alpha 2. Gene Ontology annotation, molecular function: protein binding. Bases 1 to 3705 code for a protein of 1234 amino acids. Lineage: Eukaryota; Metazoa; Chordata; Actinopteri; Gobiiformes; Gobiidae. Gene Ontology annotation, cellular component: presynaptic active zone. The transcript has 29 exons. Gene Ontology annotation, biological process: synapse organization. The record is from RefSeq and is a predicted model, not a curated record.